GCCAUUAAUGAUGUGGGACCAGUCAUUUAGUGGGUUACCUCCUCAACAGGUCACCUUUUUUUUUUGUUUUUUAUAGCAUGGGUGCUAUAGAGCACACUAGAAGGGCUCCUCUGUUACCCGUUUUAGAUAUGCUCUCCUUCAAUUUCUAGGGUUCUUGUAGAUGUGCUCUAGAUUAAUUAGUUUAUGCAUUUAUGGACCCGGUCGGCCAUUGUGUAAUGUCGAUGUCAUGGAGAAUAUGAUUACUGUGAGUUGAACAUGUUAGUCUCAAAGAAGCGGGAUGAUCCUUUGAUUUCGUGGUAAGGUGGCGUAAUGCCUAUUAGAUGUUUGAUGAAAUGUGCCUGAGAAAAGCACCCCCGCCGCACGUACUUGGGUGGUGGCGGUGGGACUUUUUUGAAAAACGAAUCCCUUGCCGAUGUUCCCCCACUCUUGGGCAUGGGAAGUAGCGGAGAUUGUUAGGACGAAUACUUGCCCUUGAACAUGGGCGUAUUGUGUGAAUGUGCUUGCGUGGGAUUAAUGAUAAGAACUCGAUUAGCAUUUGUGUUGCUUAGUAGUCGGAGUAGGGGGCCGGCGGCCUAACAAGAAGAGUAGGGUUAGGAUUUGGAUUCCUGCAGUAACGUUGCUAGAUCUUUCUGUGGAAUGUAAGUAAAAUCAGUUUCGUCAUAUUUUCUCCUUAAUCCGACUUAUCAAGUACAACCUCUAAUAUUGUUUUACAAUCCUCCUCGAUUAUUACUUUUACUUGAUAACGGACUGAAAAACUACUACUGGUGUAGGGGGUUUCUCUCCUUCCGUUGCGCUCAGUUACAGUCUUAUAGAUCAACUAAUUAGUUGAUGGGUUUUGGUUCAUUCGCAAGAAAAUAAGGCAUCAUCCCAUUCCCAUUAUACGAAUUACGAUAUAUCCUAUCUACUAUGCGUGGCAAAUGCAGAUCUCGACUUUCACCAAUCGGCUGGAAUUCAGACUUUUCGUUCCUUAAUCAGGUCAGUUCAGCUCACGAAUAAAAUCUCACAAACAGCCAAAAACGAAAAGGACCAAAUUUCAGACCUGCAAGCAAUUGAUUAAAAUCUUCUGACACACGCUAUGCUGGCUGGGAGACGAAGACCAAAUUAACCCUACCCGUCACCUGUCUUGUACUCUUUGUUCGCUUUUAACCCCCUUCCCGGGGGAUUUCUCCGCCUUUAUUAUAAUCGAAAGGAGCCGGUGAACGAGAGCAAGUAAAAAUUUGGUUCUGCCAUCUUCAAUAUUGUUAGAGAGAGAGAGAGAGAGAGAGAGAGAGAGAGAGAGAGAGAGAGGCCAUUUUUGUUCAUUUUGCAGCAAUCGAGAUCAACAAUGGUGUCCUGGGCGUGGGUUUGGACGGGGACUCUGAUUGAUCUUCUGAAGGUGGCUGCCUACAGUGCCGCGUUCUUGCUCGCUCGCGAAGGCCACCGCCGCUAUUCCUUUGCCUAUGGGCUCUUCCUCAACAUUGUCGGAGUGAUCUGCGCCCAAGCGAUCAGUCACUACUUGCAGCGACUCAAAAGGAAUUGGCAGGGACUUCGUCAGCCCCUGCCGGCGAGACGCUACUACCCAGCAGGACACCAAUUACUGACUAGCUAGCUAGUCGUUUCUCACCGUCUGCUUCGUUGUAGCUAGUAGCGAGAAAGCUUAAUGAAGAUUAAUUAGUAGCAGUAGUUUGUGUUGACUGUUGUUAAGAAAACUCCGACUCGUUCUCCGUUUUUAGAUCCCUCCUUCUUUGGUUGUUAAUGGUAACCUCUUGGGUUCUUUGCUAAGGGGGUUUCAUCCACGAGCUCAGUAAUGUAAUGGCUGCCGCCUGCCUAGCUAGCUUGUUGUCUUUGUUAUGUGGGUUUAUCAUCUAUGAUCUAUCAGUUUAACGACCUUCUCUAAUUAUAUUCGUUGUUGAAAUGGUUCUGCGAAAGUAUACAAAUGACAAUGGCUCUGAGAAAGAAUAGUCUAUUUCUAUUCGGCUUUUACUAGACUUGGGCUAAGGUCUUCAGGCGUCUGGCCCACAUAAUUGGGCUUUACCUCUAUAAUCAGUAGACGCACUUGCUCACUCCGCUUUCAUCUUCAUGGAACCUUUCCCCCGAACUUGUAACCACCGUUAGGGUUUGAUCUCUUUCUACCUUUUCCCUUCUUGAAGUUUGCAACCGAUAGAGGCUUUGCUUACAAUUGAAUUAGAAGAAACAGAAAUGGUUGGUUAAUUGCAAGUUUGGUCACUGUGUUAAAAAAAAUGUUCAUGUUUGGUCAUUAAAAUAUUUAAUUCCAUUCGCAAUCAUUAAAAUAUGUUCAAUAGUUCGAGUUUGAUCACUCUCCGUCCAACUCCGUUAACUUAAACUGAUGUGACGGUCAAUUCUCAUAAUUGACCGUUAAAUGAGUGACUUGACAAUAAAAAUAAUAUAAUAUUAUUAAUAUUUUCACAUCAUCUUUCCCCAUGAAUUAAAUAAGUAAAAUAUAAUUAAUAAUCAUAAUACCAAAAUUGAGAUUUUCCCUAUCGGAUAAAUUCCUGGCCACCCGUCCAUGAACCUCCUCCCUCAGAAACACUCACCAGGCGCAAUACCUCCUUAAAACCAAAACUCCCUCAAGAACCCCGUCGGAACUCUCAUAUAUGCACUAAUUCAUCACCCUCUACCAAAACGAAAAUCCCCCGGAACCCAUCCCUCCCCCUCCUCUCUUCCAAUUUCCACAACCAUGAUCAGGAGAGCGGCGAGGCGGACGCCGGCACCCAUGAUGAUGACGUUGAAUUGCCAGGGCCAACCCAGAGGGUGUGCUAACACUAGGGAUGACAAAAAUAUCUGUAACCGUGGAUAUCCGUCCGAAUUCGACCUAACUGGGUAGGGUAAAACCCGAACCCGAAUUACUUUUAGUGGGUACGGGUAAAACCCGAACCCGAAUAUUGCGGGUAAUGUAUGGACAUGAUUUUCUCACUAUCCAACCCGAACCCGCCCGAUUACACAUAAGCAUAUGUAUUUUGUCUAAUAAUCAAUAUUUUUCUCUAACAUAUUUUAUAUUUAGCAUAUAAAUAUAAUAUUUUUAUGAACGGGUAUGGGCAUAGUUUUGAUUUUCUACCCGAAUCUUAUAUGGCUAUGGGCAUGGGUAAAACCCGAACUACUUUGGGUAGGGUAACCGAUAUACACUACCCUUCCCCAACACGACCCAUUGCCAUCCCUAGCUGGCAAUCCCUUUGGCACAGGGCCUCCAAAUUUUGGAAGCCUCUGUAGCUCCAUCACGUAUAUGACUGAUUAUAUUUAAGGAUUAUUGAAUCUCGAUUAUGAAUUUUAAAUAAUAGAAAAUUUAUGAAUUGUGUUUAGAUUAUGGGUCUAAAACAAUAAUAUUACAAAAUUUAA
Molecule: messenger RNA, 3333 nt
Organism: Linum trigynum
Lineage: Eukaryota; Viridiplantae; Streptophyta; Magnoliopsida; Malpighiales; Linaceae
Source: the annotation of a GenBank genome assembly